Myotis myotis is the source of this 7192-nucleotide messenger RNA. It is a transcript of the gene EHBP1L1, whose product is annotated as EH domain binding protein 1 like 1. The coding region runs from base 272 to 4255 and encodes 1327 amino acids. NCBI's taxonomy places the organism in Eukaryota, Metazoa, Chordata, Mammalia, Chiroptera, Vespertilionidae. Gene Ontology annotation, molecular function: protein binding. The record is from RefSeq and is a predicted model, not a curated record. The transcript has 14 exons.
CGCCCGCCUUCCGACGGGGGUGCGGCUCCAGGAAACGGCGCGCUCUCCGCUCGGCGCUCCGGGGACCGACGCGCCCCGGCCGGCCGCCCCCGGCGUCUCUGCCAGACCCACCGGCGGCAGCCCGGACAGCGGCCCGGGGCCGAGCCUCAGGCACCUCCGCACCGACGGGGCGGGCAGCGCGGCCAGGAGCCGGGAGCCAUGGGGACCGGGGCGGGGCCAGCGGUCGCGGGCCAGCGGGAGCCGGGGCUCUGAGGAGCGGGGCGGCGGGGCCAUGACCUCGGUGUGGAAGCGCCUGCAGCGCGUGGGCAAACGGGCCGCCAAGUUCCAGUUCGUGGCCUGUUACCACGAGCUGGUGGUGGAGUGCACCAAGAAAUGGCAACCGGAUAAGUUGGUGGUGGUGUGGACCCGGCGGAACCGACGCAUCUGCUCCAAGGCCCACAGCUGGCAGCCGGGCAUCCAGAACCCUUACCGGGGCACCGUGGUGUGGAUGGUACCUGAGAAUGUGGACAUCUCCGUGACCCUGUACAGGGACCCCCAUGUGGACCAGUAUGAGGCCAAAGAGUGGACGUUUGUUAUUGAAAAUGAGUCCAAGGGGCAGCGGAAGGUGCUGGCCUCAGCUGAGGUGGACCUGGCCCGCCACGCGGGGCCCGUGCCUGCCCAAGUUCCGCUGCGGCUGCGGCUGAAGGCCAAGUCGGUGAAGGUGGUACAUGCGGAGUUGAGCCUCACCCUCUCGGGGGUGCUGCUGCGAGAGGGCCGUGCCACGGACGAUGACAUGCAGAGUCUGGCGAGCCUUAUGAGCGUGAAGCCUAGUGACGUGGGCAACUUGGACGACUUUGCUGAGAGUGACGAGGAGGAGGCUAAUGGUCCAGGGGCCCCUGAGGCUCGGGCUCAUGCCCCCCAGCCAGGCCGGGGCGGUGCCCUCAGGCCGGGGCGGCUCCCAGAUCCCCCUCGGGAGCUGAAGACACUCUGUGAGGAGGAGGAGGGCCGAGCACAGCCCCGGCAGGCAGCUGCCAGCCCGUCUAGUACUGAGGAUACCAGCCCAGCCCCUGUGAGUGUCCCUGCGCCCCCAGCCAGGGCCUCCCGGGGCCAGGGGUCAGAACCAGCUACUGUAGUCGGGGGCCAGGUGGGGCCUGAAGCCCCAAGGCCCCCCGGAACCCCACUGGAGACAAGGUCCUCAAGACAUCCAGACCAGGAUUUGGCCCCCAUCCCGGCCCCUCGGCUCCGGAAAGGCUCUGAUGCCCCCUGGCCCUCAGUCCCCCAAGGGAAAGAUGAGGCCCCCAAAGCCUCAGGGGCUCCCCCAGCAGGAGUGGGUUUUGCUGGGGAGACCCAGGCCCAGGCAAGCCCUCAGGAAGGGACAGAGGCCCAGGGAGCCAGGCCGAGCCCAGGCAUUGAGGAUGAAGGCUGCAGAAACUCUUUGGGAGGGCAGAAAGUCAAGGCUGAGGAAGGCACCAUUGGGGUCAGGCCAGAGGCCAGUGGGGUGGACACUGAGCAGGGGUCAGGACCCAGAGGCGUGAACACCAAGAGGUCAGAGGUCAGAACUGGGGAGGCUGAAGAGAGUUCAGAAGUUAGUCAAGUGGAUGCUGAGCAGAGGUCAGAGGUGAGACAUGUGGACACUAAGGGACCAGAGGCUACAGGGGUGAUGUCUGAGGCAAGGUUCAAGGGAACUCCUGAGGCUCCUCUGAGGGCCUCUCAGGGGAGGACAGGGGUCAGGACCCGGGAUGAGGCUCCUACUGUCCAGAGCUCACCACCAGCAGAGCCUGCAGGGCAUUCCAGGCAUCUCAGUGACUCCGAGGGGUCCAGAGCUGUUGCAGGCCAGGAGAGAGGGGGUGCAGAGGUGAGGGGCGGGGCCUCUGGUGUUGGGGGGACAGGCCUGGAGCAGGGCCCCUCUGUUGGAGCAGCAAGCACCAGGCCCCAGGUGAGCAGGCCCCAGGAAGCCCCACCCACAGCUGACCAGGGGGCAAUGUCUAGGGAUCUGGGGGUCUGGGAGGCAGAAACUGGGGUCUUGAGCAUCCUGGGAACAGAGAUGGGGAUGACAGAAUCAGAGGUUUUGGGGACCCAGGAGACAGAAGCAGAGGGAUCAGCGUUCCCAAAGAUAGAGAGUGAGACAGCAGAAGCUGAAAGGUUGGAGGCCCAGGAGACAGAGGCAGUGAGAUCAGGGGUCCCUGAGUCAGAAGCCGCUGGGAUGGCAGAGUCUGAGGAACCGGAGACCCAGGAAACAGAGGCUGGGGCUACAGGAGUUCUGAGAACAAAGACGGGGUUGGCAGAGACUGAGCUAUUGGGGGCCCAGGUGAUAACAGGGGGCUCAGGGGUACUGAGAAUAGAAGCUGAGAUAGCAGAGCCUGCAAUAUUGGGGGCCAAGGAGACAGAGGUGGGAGGGUCAGAGGUCUCAGCAGUAAAAUCUGAGGCAUCGGGGACCCAGGAAACAGAAGUAGGAGGUUCUGAGGUUCCAGGGUUUGAGGCUGAGACAGCAAAGGCAAAGGUACUGGGGACCCAGGAGAAAACAGCUGGGGGUUCAGGGAUCCCAGGGGUUGGGACUAAGACAGCAGAAGCUGAGAUAUUGGGGACCCAGGAGGUAGCAGCUGGGGGCUCAGGGGUCCCAGGGGUGGGGACUGAGACAGAAGCUGAGAUAUUGGGGACCCAGGAGGUAGCAGCUGGGGGUUCAGGGAUCCCAGGGGUGGGGACUGAGACAGAGGAAGCUGAGAUGUUGGGGACUCAGGAGGUAGCAGCUGGGGGUUCAGGGAUCCCAGGGGUGGGGACUGAGACAGAGGAAGCUGAAAUAUUGGGGACCCAGGAGGUAGCAUCUGGGGGUUCAGGGGUCCCAGGGGUGGGGAUUGAGACAGCAGGGGCCCAGGAGACAGAGAUGGGGGAUUCAGGGGACUCAGGGCCAGAGGUUAGAAUGGCAGAGGCUGAGGGACUGGGGACUCAACAGACAGAAAGGACUGAUUUGGAGGCUGAGAACGCUAAGGGCUCUGGGGUCCUGGAGGCAGAGACUGGGCUCUGCGGGAGCUUCAUGUAUGAGGCGUUAAAGGCCCCAGUUACUAAGCAUAGAGUUUUAAGGUCCCAGGAAGCAGAGGCAGAGACUGCAGUUUUGAGGGUCCAGGAGUUGGAGGCUGGGGAUUUGGGGAUUUCAGAGGCCAAGUCUGGGGUGUGGGGGGCCCCUGAAGCAGAGGUGGAAGUUUUAGGUCCUCCAGAGAACCAAUCUGGUGUUUUUGAGGCCCAGGAAGCAGAGGCUGGGGUCUUGGGAACCGAGAAGGGGAGAGAAGCUGAGGCCAGCCUGAUUGAGACGCAGGUGGCCAGUGGGGCAGGGGCUGGGGUGCCCAGGCCCUCAGGGGCCUCUUCCCCAGAGGAGCCUGAAGAGGACAGGAGGCUGCCCAGCAGCCAGGCACUACCUGCCCUGGUCAGCUCCAGCCAGUCCCUACUGGAGUGGUGCCAGGAGGUCACCGCUGGCUACCGUGGCGUCCGAGUCACCAACUUUACUACAUCCUGGCGCAACGGUUUGGCUUUCUGUGCCAUCCUGCACCGAUUCCACCCAGACAAGAUCGACUAUGCCUCCCUUGACCCACUCAACAUCAAGCAGAACAACAAGCAGGCCUUCGAUGGCUUCGCGGCCCUGGGCGUGUCCCGGCUGCUGGAGCCCGCGGACAUGGUGCUGCUGUCGGUGCCGGACAAGCUGAUAGUCAUGACCUACCUGUGCCAGAUCCGCGCCUUCUGCACGGGGCAGGAGCUGCAGCUGGUGCAGCUGGAGGGCGGUGGCCGGGCUGGCACGUACCGCGUAGCCAGCACCCAGCCCAGCCCGCCCGACGACCUGGACGCCAGUGGCCUGGCACAGAGGCUGCGGGAGCACCGGGCAGAGUCGCCCGAGGAGCCCAAGGAGCCGAAGGAGGCUGCGAGCCGCGGGGAAGGGGCGGCCCCCGAGGAGGCUUCCAAGGACCAAGGGGCCGAGGCCGCCCAGGAGGCGCGCUCUGCGGAGGCCCCGGCGGAGGGCCCCGGAGCCCGCGCGUCGGUGCCCGCGGCUGAGGCGCUGGUGAACGGGGCCGGGGCGCCGGGCGCGGGAGGCGGCGUGCGGCUGCGGCGGUCCUCGGUGAACGGGGAGGCCGGGCCGGUGCCCCCGCCCCGCGCGCACGGCUCCUUCUCCCACGUGCGGGACGCCGACCUGCUGAAGAAGCGGCGCUCGCGGCUGCGGAACAGCAGCUCCUUCUCGGCGGACGACCCCGACGCGGGAGCCACGGCCGCGGUGGCCCGGGGCAACCAGUAGCAGUCGCUGCCUUUCGAGUUGGGAGCAAGGCUUCCAUACCCAGGGGGGCCAUGCAGGGCCUCCCAACACCAGCGUUCUCUGACUGGGGUCUUUAACUCCAGAUGCUGGAGACCAAUUUCCUCUUUUCUGUGGUAAGGGGAGGUUGGAGAUUGGAGACCCUGCUGGGCACCCCUGUACUCUCAGCCCCUGCAGGUCUCAGGUCAGAGUCUGCCGGGGUGUCACGUGGUCACUACAGAUCUUAAAGGGGAGAGGGUCCCAGAGAGGGCAGGGGUUUGCUCAAGGACUCAGAGCCACUGAAGUCCAGGCCAUGGGCUUCCAGCUGGGGUCCGCCCACUGCCCACUACAUCAUCCUGCCUGUCAGGCCACUCCAGCCCUCAGCCGCCCAGGGAUGGCUCCUGAGUUCUAAGGAAAGGAGGGAUUAAACGGGAAAGCCUUUUUUGAGCCAGGCCGAUAGGACAGGCAGGUUUCCCAGGGGGAGAAUGGGAGGGGCGGUUCUAAAGUGGAGGGGCCCCGCACAAGCAAAAACAUGGCAGCAGGACAUCUGAGGUCUCGCGUAGGGAACUGCCAGGCCUCUCGGGUCAGGUCCGCAGGUGGUGGUGAGGCAGCCUGGGGAGCAGAAGCCUUGAGGGCAGCGUCAGAGGCACAGCACUGAGCCCGUGAUGAGAGACAGGGAGGCCCAAAGGCCCUCAUAGGAGAUGUGAUGGACAGGAGUCAGAGGGCACCGCCACUCGGCCGAGCCAGUCUGCUGGCCUCUGGACACAGCCUUGUGAAUGGCAGUGGCCGCCCAGGGGCAUAGCUCAGUGGUUGAGCAUCUCUCUACCUAUGGACCAGGAGGCAGCCAAUCAAUGAUUCUCUCAUCAUGGAUGUUUCAAUCCUCUCUCCCUCUCCCUUCCUCUCUGAAAUUAAUCAAAAUAUUACAAAAUAAAAUAAAGGGAGGCUUCAUCCUACCGUCUUCUGGGCCCAAGUUCAUCCUACCGUCUUCUGGGUCCUUCCGAGCCAGGCCUCUUCCUGCUCCUGUCCCACAGGAGAUAUCUGACCAGUGGGGCUGGAGAGGACUUCUCCUCAUUAGCCUCUCCCAUCCCCCAUGCUUCUUGUGUGCAGCGGGGGAAUGUCAGGCCUGGCCUCACCCUUGGGCACUCCCCAUGUCCUGGAGUAGGAUGAAGUCAGGCACCUCGCAGCUGGGGUGGGGCUGAAGCCAUGCCAUGAGGAGGGCAGGAUGCCUCUGGCGCGGUUCAGCAAGGCUUCCCGGAGCAGGGGCCAGACAUCAGGGCGUAGGAAGGGGAAUUUGGGCCAGACGUGAGGAAGUGUUGGAAUUCCCACCAGGGCUGGUGUGAGUAAGCUCAGUGGCUGCUGAGGUUGGGGUUUCUCCACCGUCCUGCCACUGCCUGCCUGGUGGUUGAGCUCUUGCUGUGUGCCUGGCCUGCCUCCACAAGCCCUCACUGACUCCUCACAAUGCCCCUUCCUUCCAGGGAGGAAUGACUCUCCCAUUUUGCAGGUGAGAACAUUGAGGCUCAGGGAGAGGAUGAAAGAGGCGAAGGGAGUUGAUACAGGUGUGAACCCAGCUUCUGAGCCUGAACUCCUAAAUGGUGCCUUCUUCUGGGCCCAGCACUAGUGACUGGUUGUGUGACCCUGGGAAAGCCACUGACCCUCUGUGCUCUUUUCCUGGCGAUGAGAGGCAAAGGCUGACAGUUCUUUGCAGAGUCGCCUUGAAACCCACUUCGGGGAUCUUUCUAAAACGGGACCUGUGUUUUCCCUCAAUGUCUCUCUGGAGCCUGCAACUCCAGGUUACACAGGGCUGGGAUUUCUUCCCAUCUGACAUUCAAGAACACAAACAGAGGCCCCGUGGUUUUGUUCAGCCCAGAGGCAAGCAGCGAAUCGGUGGCCAAGCUGGGAACAAACCUUUGGAUUAGACAGCCCUGGGCCCCAGGCCAGGCUCUGUAUGAGCCUCAUCGCUGACCCUCCAUUUCCUCAUCUGUGAAGUGGGGAUAGUAGUAGUCCCUGCCUCUCAGGGUUGUUGGGAGAAUUAAAUGAGCUAAUACAUGCAUAGUGCCCAGCGUAUGAAUGCUGAAGCAAUCUCAGCUAUUCUUUAAUGAUAAUAAUAAUGUUUUAGGUUAAUCAGUGUACUCUGAGUGCAUUCUCUGGGCCCCACCCUGUCUGCAGGGGCUACUUCUGGCCAGGGAGACAUGGGUAACCAACAGCCAUGAUGGGGUGGGGGGUAGGGCUAUGAUGGGGGAGGCCCAGGAGGCCAUCUGCCCAGCCUGGGGCUCAGGGAGGCGCUUCAGGAGGCAGGAAGGUCAAAGAGGGAAGCAGAAAGCGGUUUGGGAGCCCGAAGGGGCUUCUGGAGGAGGUGGAGCUGAGCCGGGUCAUGAAGGUCAAGUUGACUCCAGGCUGAGGAAGCUACUUGGGGAAGUGAAGUCCAUGACUGUAGCUGGAGGGUGGUGACUGGGUGGGGUUCAGGGUAGUGGGAGUUGAGGCUGCAGCUGCCGGUAGGCCUUGGCAAUGAGGCUGGGGGCUGGCGAGGUGGCGGUUUUAGGAAGACCCUUCAGUUGUGGCCUUCGGGUUGUCAGCAGGAAGGGCAUAGGUAGUGGCUGGUGAGGAGGCCACCACUGACUCAGGCCAGAGAGAUGGCACCUGAGCAAGGGGUGUCUAGGGCUCCCUCUCAGAGGGGUGCAGGGUGGGGUGGACAGUGGGGUGACCUAGAGCAGGAGCCAUCAAUGGAGCCUGGCUGUCAGCUGAGCUGAAAAUUGGGGGCCCCCAGGUCUAUCCUCGGGAAUCGCCAGGGGCAGGCACAUCAGGGGCCAGUCCUGCCCUUCCAGUCUAAAAUGGGUAGUUUUAGCCCUAACCGGUUUGGCUCAAUGGACAGAGCAUCGGCCUGCGGACUCAAGGGUCCCAGGUUCGAUUCUGGUCAAGGGCGUGUACCUUGGUUGCGAGCACUUG